Molecule: messenger RNA, 351 nt
Organism: Colletotrichum destructivum
Lineage: Eukaryota; Fungi; Ascomycota; Sordariomycetes; Glomerellales; Glomerellaceae
Exons: 1
Coding region: 1-351 (116 amino acids)
Source: RefSeq, a predicted model, not a curated record
AUGAGCAUUUUAGCCCGUAGGCGGCUUCGUUGUUCUCAUUCGCCAAGUCAAGCCAAAGGGAAAUGGAAGCCAGCAGGCCAAAGAUACCCUCAUCGUCUCGUCUUUCUAAGGGAGAAUCAGAAUCCAUGGGAGUCCCGGCCUCGAGAAGCGUAUCAGGUUCGAUCCUCAACGUGGCGCGUAAACUUUAACCUCGAGCUUGAAAAGUGGUCUUACGUUGCCGGUGUAAUUGGUGAACAAUGCGUUUUUGACUUCACAUGCCAAACGCCAACGUGUACAGUAGACUAUGUCCCGAGCAGACAUGGUAGAGAAAGGGAGGGCACGGCAGUUAAGUGCCGUAUAGUCUUCCAGUAA